UUCAGUGCUAGACGUUAGUCGAGCUUUACGCGUUUAGUCGUCCAAGAUCGUGCAGCCCGUGUGCAAACAUUCCCGAGAGCCCUGCGAGGAUUCCUUUCCUGCGCGCGGCGCCAGCUGAAACCAUUACGUUCUGCUUUUGCUGAUAAUGCAAGACGGGGACAGAGAGAGCGCAUCCAAGAGAUAUAGAGAUUGUGUAACGAAUUGAUUGCAAGGAGAGCAGCUGAACAGGAUUUUGAUCUAGAAUUUAGCGAAAAAAAACUCUGUGAACCCCUUGGCCAGAGCGCCAUCGUCGUCGCCAUCGUCGUGUGUUGCGAUUUCAUUCGCUCACUCGAGAUCGCAAAACGAGACAGUGGCAGUGACAGUGAAAUUUCAAAGUCGAAACCCAACCUCAACCGCGUGCCCACAUACCUUUCGCUUUCGUUUCGCACCAGUUUCCGAGCUGCUGCUGCUGCUGCUUUCGCGCAUAACGUUGCGCUCUUUGGCGGGACCUCUGGGGGCCAGCAUCCAGCGAUCCAAAGGGAAAGCGAACCGCGGUGCAUUCGUUCUACGCGGUGCGGAGCGGUGCAGUGACUGUAUCUCUCGCGGGCGUCCGCUUUCUCUAGACAGACAGAAUCGUUCGCCGCCAUUCGCCAGCCUAGUAUAGGUAUCGUAAGACGGUUGAUCGUUCGUUCGAUCGAUCGUCAUCGAGAGAGGAUCGCUUGUUGGUUGUUGGAAUAGCUCGCGCGAUUGGUGACGCUGUUUUUUGGUGGCGUAACUGUACCGUUUGCUAGACUGUGCUCGGCCUGUGUGUGUGUGUUUUGGUGAAUUGGUGUGUUUACUGACUCGCGUGUGUUGGCGUGCUUUCGUGCUUUCUUCUGCUGGGCGUGCGGUGAGAUCGAGACGCCGCGCGUGUGUAGCAGAAGGUGAAAGAAAUUUUUCCCUCCAUCUUCGACGUGGCCAGCCUUCAGGGGCCACGCACGCUUGUGAGGCGCUUCCUCGAACCGCCACCCGGACUUUCGUUACUUUCUUCCCCCUUUUGCGCGACAGCGCAGCGCUUGAACGGCGCGACUUGACUUGACUCGGGCGUCGAUAGCGGAAGCUAAGAGGAACGAUCGUCGCGACGUCGUUGUCGUUGUCGUUGUUUUGGAUUGGCUUCCGGUUCGAUUCGUUUGCCGGUUUGCGGUGGUGCGUACCAACACCUUGCGCUUGGAAGUGAUCGGUCGAUCGGAAGUUGCAGCACGAGUUGCAGCGGAUGGUGUUUUGCUUCGUUGAAAGAUUUCACCUCGAUACAUCCUUCGGCAUCCUGCUGAUAGGCUAAUUGAUGUCCGAACAAGGCUACACGUGAAUCCGCGAGAGCACUGCAAUUGCCUUCAAGGUUGAGCUAAUUACUGGAGAGCAUACAACGUUUCUGCUUUUCUCUCACUAUUACUGCCACCGCUUGUACCUAUAUACGCUUGAGUUAUGCCACGGCGUCAACCUUAAACAGCGAGAAGGAACACGAAACUACUUCAAGUACCGAUUAGAAGGUUAACGCACUUCAUACAUAGACCAGUAAGCCAGCCAGCUUCUCCUUCGACCCCCUGGGCCCACAAUAAACGAACGAAAAUGGCCAACAUUGGCACAUUGUUGCUGCUCUGCUUUUGCCUGGCAAAUGCGCACGGUGCAGUGUACUCGCCUGGUGGCGGAGUUUACGGUGAUUCGUCACCGCGCGAUGCCGGCGGUGAUCCGGUGUUCGCUGUCGUGCCGAGCCAGGACGUCAAUCCGGACUACUACAUCACGCAGACGGUGUACGGGUUUCUGGACUUCACCACUACCAUCGGCAACACGGUGAUGAUCUUCUCGCCCCAGAGUGCCGCACCGGCAGUAACAGAACCACCGAAAACGACGGCACCACCGCCACCGGUAAUCGAGACGACGCCUACCACGACGACCACGACCGAGGAAGCGGUAAGGGAAAUCAAACCGAGCAAAACGGUCGUACUUCCCGUGCUGCCGGUGAAGGCCGAGAAGGUCAGCAUUGUGCAGGUGCUACCGGAAACACCGAAACCGCCGACCACCAAACCGGCCGGUCCGCUCAAGUUUAUCCCGAAAGCCGUACCGAAGGUAGCGAUCAAACCGAUCCUCAAACCGAAACCGAAGAUCGUCGAGAUCGUGCCGGUGAAGGCGACGACGACGACGACGACGACGACCCCGGAACCUCAGGAGCAACCCCAGGACCGGUUCAUUGUGAAGCCCGUCCCGAAAGCGGUCAUCAUUAAACCGAUCGCACCGGUUGUGAAGGUGGUAGCAACGAAGGUGGUGGAACAACCGACCACCACAACGACGACGACCGAGGAACCCAUCCCAGAGGAGGAGGAAGAAUCGGAAGAAGAACAGGAGGAACAGCAGGAGGAGCAGGAACAUGACGAAUCUCAGGCUCAGGAAGAGGAGAUCGAGGAGGAGCAACAGCAGGAAGGGCAAGAGGAUCGAGAGCAAGAAGCGGUCGAGGAAGUAAAGCCGGAAGUUGCCGAAAAGCCCAAGGCACAUGUCGUGGAAGCUGUUACUCCCGUUACUCCAACAACGACAACAACGACGACAAUGGAACAACCUGCUGAAGAGUUGGAAGAAGAAGAAGAGCAGGCAGAAGAAGAACACGAAGAGGCGGACGAGGAACACUCGCCGAUUAUGUUCUCCGCCAUAACCGAGGACGAAGUGAAAUCGAAACCGGCACCGGUUUCGACCCCGGUGACUGAGGAGAAGAACAGCAAGAGUCCCGUGGCCGUGGAAGUGAAAACGCCGCAGGAAACUCAGAACGCAGAAGAGGAAGAUGGCGAGGAGACGGAUGGGGAGGAGGAUGAAGAGGAUGAAGAUGAACCGGUGCCGGUGCUGCAGAUCGGUAACAACAUCGGCGAACCGGAGUACGACUUCCUGUCGCGUCAACCGUCGGAGUUUGUCGAGGAAACGUUCCGCGUGGUGAACCUACGACCGACGGCGACAACGGCGGCGACAACGGCAUCAGUGGGUGAAGGACGCGCCCAGAACCCGAAACCGGCCAAACCGAAGCGAGGUAAUAAGCGUGGCCACCCGACCGGACUGGUGACGAAGCUAGGCGGCACCGUGGUGAAGGAGGGCGUCACUACCGUCCACGAGACCAGCGUGAUCGGCACCUACAUUUCAGGAAAGUAUGCGCAGGUCCUACAGAGCACCUCUCAUGUCAUUCAAGGUAACAGUCAAGCGCAGGCUGCCCCGGUACCAGCGGCAGCAGCAGCAGCAGCAGUCCCGGAAGGCGGCGUCGGCGUCGGCGUCGUCGGCGGUCGGCGCGUCAAGCUCAAUCCCAGCUCGACGCUCCGCAUCCUCAAGACGGCGGCCCCGAGUCUGAACAAGACGCCACGCUACAAUCCGGAGGCCGUGCCGGCCGCCUCGAUCAUAACGCCAUCGCCAGCGUCGCAAGCGCUCGAUGAUACCGGGCUACCGCUGGAGAACCUGUUCGCCAGUCAGCCCAGCUCGAGCCUUGUGCGACCGUCGCGCCGCCUACCGGGCAGUACCGCGGGAAGCGGAAACUUCAAGAACCGCCUGAAGAACCGCAUCGGCAAGGACGACAACGAGCUGCAGGAGGCGGCUGGUGGUGGUGGUGCCGAGGAACCGAGCCCGGCUCCGGCGGCCACCAUCACUCCGCAACCCCCGUCGGCGGCCGGUUACGGCAAGAAGCCGGCCAGCCGCUACCGGAACACUCAGAUCGUGAAGCCCGCCGCCAAGAAUACAAGAUUUAAUCGCUAUUCCGCGUCUAGCGUGGAGGUGGCUACGGUGUCCGCUGUGAGCACGGCCGUGCCCGUGCCGGCCUACCAGAACCGGCGCAAUAAAUCCUCUCGUAACGGUUUCAAACCAACAUCAUCCCACAGCGUGGCGACCGUGCAACCACAGCAGCACCAGCAACAGCAACAGCAAUCACAGUACCAAUACCAGCAGCAGCAACAGGAUGCUGCCUCACGGCGUUCGUUUAAACCGCGUCCACAACCAUCGUCACCGGACCAGGAUACGCCCGGACAGACGACCAGUUUGUACAAGUUUAAGCUGAACCGAUCGCCCGGCCGCUGGCAGUACAAAUCCCCUGCCAAACCGACCGUGGCCAUCCGUAAGCAGAGCGGAGUGAAGCCACAGGCCGGACCGAACGGCAAGGAUCAGGUACUGACGGAUCAAACGUACACCAUCGCACCGAUUACCGACACGUCCGUACAGUUUAAUGAUAUUGCGCAGCCGGUGGUUGGCGAUCACGGCGAGGGCAAGGUGGACACGGACACGGACCUGGACCAGUCGGGCUCGGUGCACGGCAACGUGCUGAACACGGACGCGGAACAGGACAACCAGAUCGAGCGGCGCUACCCGAUCGAGACGCUGAAGGUGGAAAUAUCGACGCCGGCGGACUUCCGCGAUACCUACUACGAGAUUGCGACCAUCAAGUCCCCGUACACCUUCCAGGUUGGAACGGUGAAGAACACACGCUACAUCACGGUUACCUCGACUAUCGAGAAGGUGUUGGAGCAGGAAACGGCCACCAUUACCCCGUCGCUGACGGAACCACUGACGGAGAACAUUCUGGCCACGACGACACACAUCGACAAGGAGAGUAAUCUGCUCGAUUCGAGCAUUGCGACGCUACCACCGAUCGUGCUGGGCAGCGAUACCGAGACGCCACCGCUGGAAACGCUGACGGAAACGUUCAGCACGACGCAGGCCAUGCUUAAGACGCACAUUCUGCCGGUCGUACGGGAAGGGGACACGAGCAGUUACACUCUCAUCCAGACGUACCACGUGACACGGCUGGUAACGGCCACCAAAACGCUGCCCCCGAUGGAACUGUAUCACUUCGUACCGUCGAAAACGCUGAACGAAUUCAACAGCCGGUUGGAUGAGGCCGGUUCCGAGUUGCAUCUGGAGCUGGAGUUUGGUGACGAUAACGAGAAUGAGGAUGAUGAGAAGCCGAAACGGGAACGGUUGCCCUCGGAUCUCGAUCUGUCGAGCAUUGGUUCGGACUUUGAUCUGUCCGAGGUGGAUAAGACCAACAUUCCGGAGAACAUUCGACCGAAGAAGAAGAUUACGGGCAGCAACAAGGAUAAUCGUGUCACGACGGAAGCUCCCGUGACGACGCCAGCCCUGACACCGGAGCAACUGCAACAGUUGGCGCUGCUGCGAUUGCUUAAUCCGGCGGCGGCCGCCCAGAUCCCGUCGGUCAUUACCUCGUCGAAGCCGGUGGUGAAGCUGGAGACCGUCUACGAGUCGCACGUGCUGCCGAUCAUCAAUGGACAGAACACGAUCCUUAGCACGAUUUCGCGUCCGAUCGGUACGAUCACGAAGACGAAUUAUGAGAUUGUGACGACGACGUUGCCGAGCUUGCCGCUGCCACCGAUUCCUCAGCUGAAUCCUUUCCUGCAGCAGCAGCAACAGCAGCAGCAACAGUUGCAGCAGCAGCAGCAGCAACAACAGCAGCUCCAGAUCCAAUCGACUCCGGUCGUUACGCAGACGAUCGUUACCGAGACGAACAGCAAGGUGCUGAAGUUGACGUUCGGUGCCAAGACGGCGUACACCACGCUCUACUCGACGACAGUCGUACCGACGGUGCUGACCACCUACCUGACGCAGUCGGUGUCCGUGCAACCGACGGCCGCCGCCUUCCCCGGGUUUUUCCCCAAUCCUUACGCACCGUUCCCGUUCGUGGGAUAGAUUGACGGUGGUAGCGCCGGUGGUGCGAUUGUGCGAAGAAAAGCUUGCCUCUAGCUCUAGUGUAGGAUAACGAAUUAGACACAUAUCACUCUCUCUCUCUCCUUCGUCCAUCGGAACCGCUGGAUGAUGACGUAGACGAACGAAACGGACUGCGACACACCAGCGAUGGUGGCAAUUGCCGCGACAGAAUGGAAGAUUAGCAGAUGACAUCAAAUACAAUUCAAACCAGACUUCAAAGCAGCAUCAAAACAACGACUACAACCUGUACGACCGUCGAUCGGACAGACAUCACGAACUGUAACCAAGAAGGAGUGUUUGGCGAGCAACAGAAACUCCGUAAAUUCCCUUCUCCGUUACACCUGGCACUGUGGAGUAGAGGUGGAGCUGCAAAACUGUAAACCCUACGCCCGGUGUGCUAGCAUAUGGUGCCGAGGAACGAGUACGCAGUAGCUCUUAUUCUUAAAACAAUAGUCAAGGCCACCUCACGGGCCGACGGAAACGACGGCGAAAAAAAAGAAACGGAAAGGAACAAAAACUCACCGGGCGCACAGGUCCCGGGAAUCCGGUUGGAAUCCGGUGCCUUCGGGCGUUGGCGCAGCGUAAUGUUUUAUGUUAUUUGCAUGUUUUGCCGGAGGCCCUGCCCCCCACCUCUCGGGACUGACCGAUGCCUCAGAGAUGGCAUCGGAUCAAAAGCAUGACGCAACGGCGGCCAUGAAACGAAACGAGGAAAAGAAGCCGAAGACGACGAAGAGAAGGGACAUAAAAUAUUCCAUUCCGUUUAGUGGACGAAACAUUUUCCAACCCGUUUUUUUUCUGUCUGUCUGUCUGUGUGUGUGUGUGCUCCUGGUGCCUCACCACCAUCACCUCUACCACCACCACUACCAUUUGUCUGCCUCCAUUUCUUCCAUUCUUCCCCUUCCCUGCCUUCGCGAGUUCGCGGGGACGAGGAAAGUGGAUGAAAAUUUGCCUUAAGAAUAGCAUUAAAUUUAAUUCCGAGUAGAGCACUAUAAAGACCUUAAAAAAAUUGUUUGCUGGUAGGGGGUUCACAUUUUUCUCCCAUCGGUCGAGCCGCCCUUCGUGCCUUUUUUUUAUUGUGGUGGCAAGGGUCUUUCCUUUCCUGGUUUGCCGCCAGAGGGCUGCGCAUAUUUUGCGCCCGAGUCCCACGAAGCGCCAAGUUGAUACCAAGAUCCCCGACCCCCUCGAAAAGACAGAAGAACAUGGUGCAUAGAGCUCAAGUUAAGUUAAGUGCAAUUAUGAAAGCUGAGAUUGCCGCAGUGUAGAGCUGUACCCGUAGUGUAGAACGUUGCAAAAGGAUAGCACAAGGUUUGGAGUUCAAGUGUUUUAAUGUUCGUCUUCAUCAGGACGAACACGCUGCCGGCACGGAACCCUCAUAAACGGAUAGUUUUGUAAAUAUUUUAUACGAUUAUUGAAUGCCCGCCAUUCGGGGUUUGCCACCAUUGGGGGCGAACUCGAAGUGAAGCGUUGUACUGUUAACGUUACGAGCAUCGAUCAACUGGGUCGAUGCACACGGCCGCAAUCCGCCAAGGCCAACGAAACGAUCGCUCCUAUUAUGUGUAUUUGUGAACGCGUACUGAACAAGAUAUUGCUUCUCUUUUUUAUAUCUUUUGUAAAUAAUUUAUUAAUCUCACCGCACGGUGACAAAACAAUGGCAUCCCCUUUCUUUGCUUUCUUAUGUUUUAGCCAACGAUCGAUAUUCAAUGUCCAUUAUCCAUUUAGAUGCGUAAGACAAGUAGCAAGUAGCGUAAACUGUUCGAUUAAGCUGCCGCCUCGUAAUUCGACGUUCGAACACUCCAAUACUCAGUACAUUUAAUCGCUGCACGGCAGUACCGAUUUUUGCGAAUUGAGCGAAUUGAGUUUUUAUCCUUAUCAUUUCCUAUACUAAUCGAACUUUGCAAUAGCCUUUGAAUAUCUGUUGUACAUAAGAUGGCUGUCGUCCAUUCCUACGCCCAUUGUUUUUUACGCUAUUCAAUUACCUGUUUGCAACCGAUAGCUCAAACUAUACGAACUGCUCGAAACGAUUUUUAAUAAAAAGUUUUCA
Molecule: messenger RNA, 7735 nt
Organism: Anopheles darlingi
Lineage: Eukaryota; Metazoa; Arthropoda; Insecta; Diptera; Culicidae
Product: titin
Exons: 9
Coding region: 1585-5676 (1363 amino acids)
Source: RefSeq, a predicted model, not a curated record